Molecule: messenger RNA, 1095 nt
Organism: Lentinula edodes (shiitake mushroom)
Lineage: Eukaryota; Fungi; Basidiomycota; Agaricomycetes; Agaricales; Omphalotaceae
Product: methylenetetrahydrofolate dehydrogenase
Exons: 8
Coding region: 1-1095 (364 amino acids)
Biological process (GO): purine nucleobase biosynthetic process
Cellular component (GO): cytosol
Molecular function (GO): methylenetetrahydrofolate dehydrogenase (NADP+) activity; methylenetetrahydrofolate dehydrogenase (NAD+) activity
Source: RefSeq, a predicted model, not a curated record
AUGUCCACCUCUCUUUCUGGGAAAGGUCUUCUACUUAAAGCAGAUCUCAUAGCAGCAGCGUUUCGCGACGAAGUAGAGAGAUCCCUCGCUGAAUGCUCGCGUUCUCCGAAACUAGUCGGAAUCCUUUCCACCUCUUCUGGUCCAAGCAGGACAUACGCCGAGUUCACGAGGAAACAAUGCGAGAGUCUUGGAUUCGAAUUCGUUCUUAAGGAGACAGGCGCGGCUUUGAUGAAUGGAGGUCUGGGUGAAGGAGAGGGUGUAGAAGAAGCUAUAAUGGAGGCUAACGAGGAUGACUCCGUCGAUGGAGUUAUGGUCUAUUUCCCAAUCUUCGGCCCCCAGCAGGAUCACUACCUGCAGCAACUCGUUUCGCCAUAUAAAGACGUCGAAGGCCUGCACGUCAAAUUCCAUUACAACCUGUACCAUAACAUUCGAUUUAUAUCUCCGUCAUCUCUUUCCGCUCCGACUUCUAGUGCCGCUGGUCUUACCGGCGACGAAGCCGAAAAUGAUAUUCCUCCACCAGGGAUGGUCAAAUCUAUCCUUCCCUGUACACCUUUGGCCAUUGUAAAAUGCCUAGAAUACGCUGGAGUGUAUAACAAGAUUCUUCCCUAUGGGGAUCGUGCAUAUGGAAAAACGGUGGUAGUUGUGAAUCGAUCGGAAGUUGUUGGCCGUCCGUUGGCUGCAUUGCUCUCUAAUGAUGGCGCGCGGGUAUUUUCUGUUGACAUUGAUUCCAUACAGGAAUACACCAAACGCCCUUCCGAUCCCGACUCAUCACGGAAAUAUCACCCUCGCCACAUCGUACGUCCCCCGCCUGAAGCUUACAACACUUUGCAGGCGUGCUUGGCACUGGCAGACGUUGUGGUAGCUGCUGUUCCUAAUGCCACGUAUAAAAUCCCUACGGCGUGGCUCAAGGACGGUUGUGUCUGUGUCAAUGUCGCAGCAGAGAAGAAUUUCGAAAAGGAUGUAAGAGAGAAGGCAUCAUUGUACAUCCCAGCAGUGGGGAAGGUUACCAUACUCAUGCUGCUUCGAAAUUUACUCCGAUUACAGCGAUACCAGAAUGCAUCCCCGGUGUCAACAACUGAGUCGCCUGCGCAGUAG